Messenger RNA from Xiphias gladius (swordfish), 4614 nucleotides. RefSeq names its product VPS53 subunit of GARP complex (gene vps53). The transcript has 21 exons. Gene Ontology annotation, biological process: retrograde transport, endosome to Golgi. Gene Ontology annotation, cellular component: GARP complex. NCBI's taxonomy places the organism in Eukaryota, Metazoa, Chordata, Actinopteri, Istiophoriformes, Xiphiidae. The record is from RefSeq and is a predicted model, not a curated record. The coding region runs from base 1 to 2754 and encodes 917 amino acids.
AUGAAUCUGAUGAUAAAGACCACAAUCAGAGCUUAUGUUGGAUCCAACUGCAGGAAGUUGGUCUGUUACCUUUCACUCAUCCGCUUUGCACAGAGAAUGGCUCCUCAUCAGAGCACCCGUGAUUCACCUGUCUUACUCCUGUACGGCAGGGACCUUAACAUGUCAUUGGACCUGUGGAUGAAACCUGAAUUGGAACCUGCUCCAGAGACUGUGGACGUCUACAAGUCUGAGCUGUUUGCAGCUCUGCGGGAUGCAUACGAUCACGUGCACCACUCAUUGGCAGCCAGUCAUGAAACACAGAAAUGUCUCUAUGACAAGAAAUGGAUACAGAUUACAUUCAAGAUUGGAGACCUGGGUCAACAGCACAACACAUUGGUUGCGAUUGGUUUAUGUUUUUUAGACUUCUUUCCUUUUAUUUCCCCUCAGUCUCUGGCUAAUAUUGAUGAUGUGGUAAACAAGAUUCGUCUGAAGAUUCGGCGUCUGGACGACAAUAUCAGGACGGUGGUGAGAGGCCAGACCAAUGUGGGCCAGGAUGGUAGACAGGCAUUGGAGGAGGCCCAGAUAGCCAUCCAACAGCUCUUUGGCAAAAUCAAAGACAUCAAGGACAAGGCAGAGAAGUCUGAACAAAUGGUGAAGGAGAUUACAAGGGACAUCAAGCAGUUGGACCAUGCCAAGCGCCACCUAACUACAUCCAUCACCACCCUCAACCACCUGCAUAUGUUGGCAGGAGGUGUGGACUCUUUAGAAGCCAUGACUAGAAGGAGGCAAUAUGGUGAGGUGGCCAACUUGCUGCAGGGAGUGGUCAAUGUGCUUGAACAUUUCCACAAGUACAUGGGCAUUCCCCAGAUCAGACAGCUUUCUGAGAGAGUAAAGGCAGCACAGAGCGAGUUGGGGACUCAGAUCCUGGCAGAUUUUGAAGAAUCCUUCCCCUCUCAGGGCUCCAAGAGACCAGGUGGUCCUAGUAAUGUGCUUAGAGAUGCCUGCCUGGUGGCAAAUGUGCUGGACCCACGCAUUAAACAGGAGAUCAUCAAAAAGUUCAUCAGGCAGCACCUCUCAGAGUACCUGGUGCUCUUCCAGGAAAAUCAAGAUGUUGCAUGGCUGGACAAGAUCGAUCGCCGCUAUGCCUGGAUCAAGCGGCAACUGGUAGACUACGAGGAGAAAUAUGGACGCAUGUUUCCUGAAGAAUGGUGCAUGACAGAGCGUAUUGCCGUGGAUUUCUGCCACAUCACCAGAGUGGAGCUAGCCAAAGUGAUGCGAACAAGGGCUAAGGAGAUUGAGGUGAAACUUCUUCUGUUUGCCAUUCAGAGGACCACAAACUUCGAGGGUUUACUGGCCAAACGCUUCACAGGAUGCACCUUGACUGACACACCUGGACAAAAGAGAUCAGAGAGCCCUCUAGACCCAACUAACCCCUUCCUGGAGGAUGAGCAAGGUGAGGACGUGGGUACAGAGAAGGAUGAGGAUCUGGCCAAGCCCAGGAAGCCCAAAGCUCCGGACAACCCUUUCCAUGGCAUUGUCUCCAAGUGUUUUGAACCUCACCUAUAUGUCUACAUAGAAUCCCAAGACAAAAACCUGGGCGAACUGAUCGACCGGUUUGUGGCUGACUUCCGAGCACAAGGCCCACCCAAGGCGGGCACGGAGGAGGGCGGAGCAGUCCUGCCCAGCUGUGCUGACCUCUUUGUGUAUUACAAGAAGUGUAUGGUGCAGUGCUCCCAGUUGAGCACUGGAGAACCAAUGAUCGCCCUCACAACCAUCUUCCAGAAAUUCCUUAGGGAGUAUGCUUGGAAGAUCCUCUCUGGAAACCUGCCUAAGUCCAGCAGUAACAGUGGGGGUCUUACCAUCAGUAGUCUGCUGAAGGAGAAAGAGGGCUCAGAAGCUGCAAAGUUUACCGUAGACGAGCUCUGUCUGAUCUGUAGCAUCCUUAGCACAGCGGAGUACUGUUUGGCUACCACACAGCAGUUGGAAGAGAAGCUAAAGGAGAAAGUAGAUAAAGUUUUGGUAGAGAGAAUUAAUUUGACUGGGGAGAUGGAUACAUUCAGCACUGUGAUCUCAAACAGUAUCCAGCUGCUCGUUCAAGAUCUUGAUGCUGCCUGUGACCCUGCUCUUACUGCUAUGAGCAAGAUGCCGUGGCAGAGUGUGGAGCAUGUGGGUGACCAGAGUCCCUAUGUGACGUCGAUCAUCAUGCACAUUAAACAAAAUGUGCCAAUCAUCAGAGACAAUCUGGCCUCCACCCGCAAAUACUUCACACAGUUCUGCAUCAAGUUCACAAAUUCUUUCAUUCCCAAAUUCAUCAACCACCUGUUCAGAUGUAAGCCUAUCAGCAUGGUGGGAGCUGAACAACUCCUCCUUGACACCCACUCCCUGAAGACAGUCUUGCUGGAUCUGCCCUCCAUAGGCUCCCAGGUGCUCCGUAAGGCACCUGCCAGCUACACCAAGAUAGUGGUGAAAGGCAUGACCCGUGCAGAGAUGAUACUGAAGGUGGUGAUGGCCCCACAUGAACCACCAGUGGUGUUUGUUGAUAACUACAUCAAGCUCCUGGCGGAUGGCAAUCCCGAGACUUUCCAGAAGAUUCUGGACAUGAAGGGUCUGAAGCGCAGCGAGCAGAGCAGCAUGCUGGAGCUGUUCAGGCAGAGGCUACCCACUCCACCCUCCGGGGCUGAUGGCGGCCCCUCUCUAUCCUUCAGUGCCCCCACUCCUGAGCAGGAAUCUUCCCGCAUCCGUAAACUAGAGAAACUCAUCAAGAAGAGACUGUGAACAGACACACACUGAAAUCACAUCUUGAAAAUUAAAAAGGCUACAUGAUGAGAUCGUCCUUAGCUCUGUGCCGUUGUUCAUCUCAAAGAAUUCAUGCUCCAUUCGGUCGUUGUGGAGAAUUGCAGUAAGAGCAAAAAGCUGACUGAUUUUUCUGAUUGACAUCAAUAUUAACCCAAGUUGACGCUGGAUUAUGAAGAAACUUCUUCAACUGCUAAUAGCUGUUGCUACAUAUGUCAUUUACUUCUGUAAUUUCCCACCUUUCUCUUUCAUGACACUAAUGUCUGAGCUCUGUAACAUUAGUACAUUGUUGCACAGUGUAUUUGCACUCACAAGACAGAAUGUAGUGCUGUUAACUAAAUUCUAUCCACAGAGACACUGGCUGCCCCUCAUGGACAUGUCUUAACCGAGGAUGAUCACAGGCAGCCUGAUCUUAAUUAAAGCUGAUGUUUUCUGUAUAUAAUGUACUUCAAGAAUAACCCACCUGGGUUGAAAUUUGUGCGCAUCUCUGCCAUCCAUUAAACUGGACGUGCGUCAUAGGUGUCGGGAUUUUCAGUCUGAACGGUGACCUAAAACGAAUCACUGACAAGGGUUCCCGAGUCCGGGACAAAGAGGAUCUUUGGAUUUCCUGCCUCUUCAGUGGAACAUUAGGCAAGCUUUGUUUUGACAGUUAAAAUCUGUCCAGAUUAACUUGGAAAUUAGAACCAGCUAACUGAAGUCUUUUAACUUGGGCCUUUGCCUGGAAGGGGCGGAAUAACUGGGUAUAUACUGUCUAAACAUCAGUACAUGUGUAUGGGCAGUCUUAUUGUUUUAAACAGUUCAAAAUAUUCUUUGACAAUUUAAUCCUCUACACUGACAUAAAAGCAAGCAUUUAAACAAAGGUUUAACAAAAAUAUUUUGUUGAAGCAAGAGUGUCCUUUUAUCCCACCAUUGAACUGCACUGUACUUACGGGCCAAAUUACAGACUGCACAGUUUGGAGAAUAUCUUUAGCCGUAAAAAAAAAAUGCACUGUGACACAACCAAAUGGCUUGGUCUCAACACUUUGCCAAGUGCUGUCGGGACUCCGAAGCUGCUCCCCUCACGUAUUACACGUAAUACAGCACAUCACAGCUGGAGGAGAAACAACACUUGCAGGCACGAGUGCCUUUCAGUUUCCCAAGUCCUUGUAGAUGGAUUAGAGGUAAAUGCAUUAGUGUAGACAUCCCCGCCUUCAAGUACGACGUGUUACCUGUUUGUAUUGUCGGAAUUGUAUGCUACACAGGCUAUCGUUGAACGCUAUUAAAAACAUUGCCCCAGAUUUUCCAGUGAGUUUCAUCAAAUGGGUGUACACGGCUUUAUUUUUGCACGUUUUGCACAAUACCAGGAAAGAAUAUCAGUGUAACCAAGGUCCAAUGUUGAAUAAGCGGGUUUGGAAGAGCUCCCGUGACUCGCUGCGUCUCUGGUUGCCACUUAUCCUCCAUCCAAUGGGCAGCCAGUAAAAGCUUUAAAAGGCGUUCCUGUGCUUGUGGACGUGAGACCCCUUCGAGGGUAAAGAAGUUUGAAGGGGAGCCGCGGGCAGCAGGACUCCCUCACAUCGUUUCGCUGCCCAACACAGAAGUAAAUAAACUAUCCCUCAUCUCUUCACACACAACCACCGCGGAGUCGGGCUGUGCUUUUAAUAUAUUCGCAAUGUCAAAGUGAAGGACAGUUUUUAGUGUUCUUGUUUCCAAAGGGGUUUUUUGGGGGUCGGGAGGACAGAAUUACCCCCCCGGUUGAUGGUAUUUCCAGCGGGCAGCCGCGCAUGCUGUCCGGGAAGAAGUCAGCAGUAACACCUUAGGACUUCGCAACAAACAAAAACCACUGGACGAAAAAAAAAAAAAAAA